CUGCGGUAAAUCACUUCCUCCAGCGGGCGUGACAGGUGGCAGGUGGAUGCCGGGUGCUUCCCAGGAGCACUAAGGGCUCUUCUCCGCCGUGGCAUGGCCCGCUUGCCCUGAUAUCAGGAGGAGCUCAAGCCACAGCCUCCUGUCCGCCACAACCGGGGUACAGGGCAACAUGAGCUGGUCGAGACAUGUGGGCAAGAUCCGGAAACGCCUGGAAGAGGUCAAGAGCCAGUGGGUCCGGCCGACCAGGGCCGAUUUCAGCGACAAUGAGAGUGCCCGGCUGGCCACAGACGCCCUCUUGGAUGGGGGGCCCGAGGCCUACUGGCAGGCACUCGGCCAGGAAGGUGAGGUCGACUUCUUGUCCUCGGUGGAGGCCCAGUACAUCCAGGCCCAGGCCAAGGAGCCCUCUUGUGCCCCGGAGCCCCCAGGAGGAAUAGAGGCCAGUCCCCGGGGACUGGACUCCUGCUCCCUGCCAUCAGGAACCUAUUUCCCUGUGGCCUCCGAGGGCAGCGAGCCGACCCUGUUGCACACCUGGGCCUCAGCCCAGAAGCCCUACCUGAAGGAAAAGUCCAGCGCCACCGUGUACUUCCAGGCGGACAAGCACAACAACAUCAGAGACCUCAUUCGCCGCUGCAUCACCCGGACCAGCCAGGUCCUGGCCAUCCUGAUGGAUGUGUUCACGGAUGUGGAGAUCUUCUGUGACAUUCUAGAGGCGGCCAACAAGCGUGGGGUGUUCGUGUGUGUGCUCCUGGACCAGGGAGGUGUGACACUCUUCCAAGAGAUGUGUGACAAAGUCCAGAUCUCUGACUGCCACCUCAAGAACAUCUCCAUCCGGAGUGUGGAAGGAGAGGUGUACUGUGCCAAAUCAGGCCGGAAGUUCGCCGGCCAAAUCCAGGAGAAGUUCAUCAUCUCGGACUGGAGAUAUGUCCUGUCGGGGUCGUACAGCUUCACCUGGCUCUGCGGACACGUCCACCGGAACAUCCUCUCCAAGUUUACGGGCCCGGCGGUGGAGCUGUUCGACGAGGAGUUUCGCCACCUCUAUGCCUCCUCCAAGCCUGUGAUGGGCCCAAAGUCCCCCAGGCUGGUGGCACCCCUGCAGCCCGGAGCAGGCCGCAACCCCCCACCCGGCCGCCUCAGUGGCAGUAGCCGCUCCGCCAGUGACCACACAUCCUCCAACCCCUUCAGCAGCCACUCUACGGGCAGCAACCCCCAGAACCAGAGUCUGUCGGCGUCCUCGGGGCCCAGCAGUCCCCUGGCCCCCAACCCCUCUCUGCCCCUCAGGCUUCAGCCCCACCCUGGCCCGUGGGGGGCCCUGAGCCCACAGGCCCCCUUCUCCCUGAGGCCCCACGACAGCACGCCAGCUCCCUACAGCAACCUCAACGCCUACAGGCCCACGAGGCUGCAGCUGGAGCAGCUGGGCUUGGUGCCCAGGACGGCCCACAUCUGGAGGCCAUUUCUACAAGCCUCCCCUCAUUUCUGAUGGGUCCCUUCCCCCAGCAGCCCUCCAGGGGCGGGGCUGGACAUGCCGGGACUGUCUGGCCCAAGGACCUCCACCUCAAUGACUAGCAGCUUUGAACUUGCUUCUCUUUCAACUAAAAGUGCUCGGACAACA
Messenger RNA from Lontra canadensis (Northern American river otter), 1609 nucleotides. RefSeq names its product family with sequence similarity 83 member A (gene SACK1A). The transcript has 4 exons. The coding region runs from base 170 to 1477 and encodes 435 amino acids. The record is from RefSeq and is a predicted model, not a curated record. Gene Ontology annotation, biological process: epidermal growth factor receptor signaling pathway. Lineage: Eukaryota; Metazoa; Chordata; Mammalia; Carnivora; Mustelidae.